CACAUUGGCAUCGAAAAGCGGCGGCUGCGUUCAGUUCUAGUGGAACCACCGUUUGGCGAGCACGCGAUCCCCGCCCCAGUUCUCAGCUGAAUAUCCCCAAGAUGUCCCUGGUCCGUUUGAUCGGUGCUGAGGCCCGCCACCUGGCGAAGAGGUCAUACUCCUCGGCCGCUCCCACCACCAAGCUCUUCAUCGACGGCAAGUUCGUGGAGUCCAAGACUACGGAAUGGAUCGAUGUGCACGACCCGGCCACCAACAAGGUGGUGACCCGUGUGCCCAAGGCCACCCAGGCCGAGAUGCAGACGGCCCUCGAGUCGAACAAGAAGGCCUUCCGCUCGUGGAGCAACCACUCGAUCCUCUCCCGUCAGCAGGUGAUGUUCAAGCUGCAGGCGCUGAUCAAGGAGAACAUGGGCGAGCUGGCCAAGAGCAUUACCAAGGAGCAGGGCAAGACCCUGGCCGAUGCCGAGGGCGAUGUGCUCCGUGGCCUCCAGGUGGUGGAGCACUGCUGCAGCAUCCCAUCCCUGCAGAUGGGUGAGACGGUGGCCAAUGUGGCCAGGGAUAUGGACACCUAUUCGCUGGUCCUGCCCCUCGGUGUGACCGCCGGUGUGGCUCCCUUCAAUUUCCCGGCCAUGAUCCCGCUGUGGAUGUUCCCGGUGGCCAUUACCACCGGCAACACCAUGCUGCUGAAGCCUUCGGAACGUGUGCCCGGCGCCACCAUGCUGCUGAUGGAGCUGCUCAACGAGGCCGGCUGCCCGCCGGGUGUGGUCAAUGUGAUCCAUGGCCAGCACGAUGCGGUGAACUUCAUCUGCGAUGCGCCCGAGAUCAAGGCCGUGUCCUUUGUGGGCUCCGACCAGGCUGGCAAGUACAUCUACGAGCGGGCCGGCAAGAAUGGCAAGCGGGUGCAGUCCAAUAUGGGCGCCAAGAACCAUGGCGUCAUCCUGGGCGAUGCCAACAAGGAGAACACCCUGAAUCAGCUGGCAGGAGCCGCCUUCGGAGCUGCCGGCCAGCGUUGCAUGGCCCUGUCCACGGCCGUCUUUGUGGGCGAUGCCCAGUCCUGGAUACCCGAUCUCGUGGAGCGCGCCCAGAAGCUGAAGGUGAAUGCCGGCCAUGUGCCCGGAACGGAUGUGGGACCAGUGAUCAGUGCCGCUUCCCGUCAGCGCAUCAACGAUCUGAUUGAGUCCGGUGUGAAGGAGGGAGCCAAGCUCAUCCUGGAUGGCAGGAAGAUCAACGUGCCUGGCUACGAGGAUGGCUACUUUGUGGGACCCACCAUCCUGAGCGACGUGACGCCGAGCAUGAAGUGCUACACCGAGGAGAUCUUUGGACCCGUGCUGGUCAUCCUGAAGGCUGACACUUUGGACGAUGCCAUUGGCAUUGUGAAUGCCAAUCCCUAUGGCAAUGGAACCGCUGUCUUCACCACCAAUGGUGCUGCUGCCCGCAAGUUUGUCAACGAGAUCGAUGCCGGCCAGGUGGGCGUGAAUGUGCCCAUUCCAGUGCCGCUGCCCAUGUUCUCCUUCACCGGCACACGCGGCUCCUUCCGCGGCGACCACCACUUCUACGGCAAGCAGGGCAUCAAGUUCUACACCCAGACCAAGACGGUCACCCAGUUGUGGCGCGAAACGGAUGUGACCCACACCCAGGCGGCCGUGGCCAUGCCCACCAUGAAGUAGGCGGAUCUGUAGGAUAGGCUGGAGGAGAUCCCUAUGGGGGAUCUGAUGUUCCACGUAUUGAAUUUCUGGAUGCUUGCACACAGGACGUAUUUAGAAGCUAGAUACAGAGAAAUUAUUGCAUUUAUUUUUGUGCCUGUUUAUUAGAUUUAAGAAGAUGUUAGAGACAACAAGAGAAGCUUGAAAAAACUGAAAUGUAAACGAUAGCAAUAAAAUGUUUGAAAGUGUAA
Molecule: messenger RNA, 1891 nt
Organism: Drosophila subpulchrella
Lineage: Eukaryota; Metazoa; Arthropoda; Insecta; Diptera; Drosophilidae
Product: probable methylmalonate-semialdehyde dehydrogenase [acylating], mitochondrial
Exons: 2
Coding region: 102-1664 (520 amino acids)
Biological process (GO): L-valine catabolic process; thymine catabolic process
Cellular component (GO): mitochondrion
Molecular function (GO): methylmalonate-semialdehyde dehydrogenase (acylating, NAD+) activity; malonate-semialdehyde dehydrogenase (acetylating, [NAD(P)+]) activity
Source: RefSeq, a predicted model, not a curated record